AUGCCUGGUGCUUCAACAGGGCCCGCUGAUGCGGGAGGCGGCUCACAGCCCUCACAAUCUCAGGGUCGAAGCGACGGACACCGAGGUCGUGGCCGGGGAGGAGGCGGCGGAGGCGGCGGCGGCGGCAAUCGUGGUCGGGGCAGAGGCCGUGGUAGGGGACGAGGAAAUGCGACGCAAGACGGCGGCCGCUCGCGCGGGCACUCCCAGGGAGCGGCGCCGGACCAGGCCCCCACGGCGACGACGGGGGCUACUGCUACUACCCCAGCGGCCCAACCGACGGCGGACGACGAUACCAAGUCCGUGGCGGCCACCGAGGGCGACGGCGAGAUCUGCUUCAUUUGUGCGAAUACGGUGGACCAUUAUUCCGUCGCACCUUGCAACCACAGGACGUGCCACAUUUGUGCCCUGCGCAUGAGAGCUCUUUACAAGACCAAGGACUGCCCCCACUGCCGUACCUUGGCGCCGUUCGUCGUCUUUACCAACGACCCCGAGAAACGCUACGAAGACUACACGAAAAAGGACAUCUCCAGCACCGACGACAACAUCGGCAUCAAGUACGCCAACGAAGACAUCGUCGGCGACACCGUGCUGCUGCUGCGGUACAACUGCCCGGAGCCCUCGUGCGACUUCGCCGCGCUCGGCUGGCCCGACCUCCACCGCCACGUGCGGUCCACGCACCAGAAAAAAUCUGGAGAAGCACAUGCGCAGGGGGACGACCGGCCCGGCGCGCUGGACCAGACGGGCUUCAAGGGCCACCCGCUGUGCGGCUUCUGCGGCCAGCGCUUCUACGACGACGACAAGCUGUACGAGCACUGCCGCAACAAGCACGAGCGGUGCUUCAUCUGCGACCGGCGCGACUCCCGCCAGCCCCACUACUUCCUCGACUACAACGCCCUGGAGAAGCACUUCAAGGACGACCACUUUUUGUGCCCGGACAAGGAGUGCAUGGAUAAGAAGUUUGUCGUGUUCGAGUCCGAGCUCGACCUCAAGGCCCAUCAGCUCAGCGAGCACGCCAACUCGCUGAGCAAGGACGUGCGUCGCGACGCGCGCCACGUCGACAUGUCGUCCUUUGACUUUCGCUCGAGCUACCAGCACGAGCAGCGCGGCGAUCGGCGCGGGGCCGACGGGGUGGUGCGCUGCCGCGGCCCCUCCAUCACACCCGCCUUCUCCUCCAGCGGGCCCACCGACCCCACAGAAACCAUCGACAUGGCCUCCCUCUCCGUGCAAGACCAAGCCCUGUACGCGCGCCACCGCAGCGUCAUCGACCGCGCCCAGACCUUCCUCGGCAACAGCGCGGCGGGCGUCAACCUAUUCCGGCAGCACGUGUCCUCGUACAAGAACGGGGCCCUGACGGCCCCCAAAUUCAUCGACGCCCUCUUCACUUUAUUCGCCGACACCUCGUCCAACUCGCUCGGGAUCCUCGUGCGCGAGCUCGCCGAGCUCUUCGACGACCCGGCCAAGGCCGACGCCCUGCGCAAGGCAUGGCAGGAUUGGCGCGCCAUCAACGAGGAUUACCCUUCCCUGCCCGGCCUGGGCGGCAUGCACGGCGCUACCACCGCCAGCAGCGGCUGGGCCGCCGCCGCCAUGGCGUCCCCGGCCUCUCCCGCGGGCACCGCGUCCCAGAAGCACACGAACCGCGUGCUGCGUCUCAAGAGCAGCACCCGCCAGGGCAGCGUCAGCUCCGCUUCCGUGUCCAGCGCCUCUUCGUCCUGGACCGCGCCCCCGUCCAUCGCGGCCCGCCCGCCACCCGCCGCGUCGGCCUUCCCCGCUCUUCCUACCUCCAUCGUCCGUCCGCCCGUGAACACGUCCAACGCGUCCAGGUCCUGGGCCGUGUCCGCGGGCGGUCAGUCCGCGAGCGGCAGUUCCAGGAGCGGUGGUGGCGGCGGUGGUGGACGUCCUCCCAACAGCGGCCAGGACAAUUUCCCCGCGCUGCCCGCGGCGCCGAAGCCCCUGACGUCGCUGUACGGCUACGGCAGGGGUAGCGUGCGGCGGGAUUUCGGCGUGGUGCGCGACACGGGCUUCUCGUGGGGUGGGGGCUCGCAGCAGGCGGGUGGCAGUAACGCCGAACGGGACGAAGAGGAUGAUGCUGGUGAGGGAUCGGGCAAGAAGAAGGGGAAGAAGGGCAAGAAGGUGCUCGUGCAGUGGGGGUAG
Parascedosporium putredinis is the source of this 2151-nucleotide messenger RNA. The record is from the annotation of a GenBank genome assembly. NCBI's taxonomy places the organism in Eukaryota, Fungi, Ascomycota, Sordariomycetes, Microascales, Microascaceae.